Molecule: messenger RNA, 1964 nt
Organism: Acyrthosiphon pisum (pea aphid)
Lineage: Eukaryota; Metazoa; Arthropoda; Insecta; Hemiptera; Aphididae
Exons: 6
Coding region: 501-1865 (454 amino acids)
Source: RefSeq, a predicted model, not a curated record
GCAGUCGCGUGCCAUAUUAUAUCCAUCGUGUACGCCCGACAGACGCGUGUCUUAUCAUAUCAUAUGAUAGCGAUCGAUAUUGCAUUUUGUAUUAUAUUCUAACAGGUAGUACAUAAUCGUAUCAUAACAUAACAGUGCGAUUGUCCGACCGUCGCCUGGCCAACACACACUCUGCCAACUUGGCCAGCCCUAUGCGCGCCGAAGAAACAUCCGCACACACAAACCACAAUAAUAUUUGAAAUUAUAUAUUAUAUUCGCACUCUGGAGUCUGGACUGCGCUGCAAGUACGACCCAGGGAAAGCGAUCCCUGUCAGUGAUUGUCGUUUACCUGUAAUUAGUAUCGAUCGUCCGGUUAGUACUUAUAGUGUAUUAAUAAUAUAUAUUACAGAGGGAGGAACCUAUAUAUAUAUAUAAUAUACUGUAAUAUAUCCACCUGCAACUGCAGAGUUCUGCGCAGCGUUGUGAUGAAAUGAGUUUGGUGGUAAAUUCAAGGUCAGAACAUGUCCGUUUGCGAUUGCUGGGCCAGUUUCAAGUUUUCUCAAAUUAUUUUGUGUUUGAGCUGUCUACUCUAUAAGAGAUGGUCGGACGCAGAAGCCACUAGGCUGUUUUAUUUCUUCGAGAAGUCGUCCAGGGAGUGGCCGUUGCUGAACAACAUCACCAGGAACGGGGCCGGAUCUCUGUUCGCGGACGUGACUUUCGGCGGUUACAUAAUAAUAUGCGUGGCGCUGUACAUAGCGUACUUGAUGGGAGAGCUCAAGAACAGCAAGAAAACUGAAUCGUUUCUGUUGGUCAUCGGUGCGGCGCUGUUCAUCGCCGUUGGCUGUCUGGUGUUGACAGCCGUGGACAGCGUGCCCGGGAACCUGAUUGUCAACGCGCUCGUGCUGGGCACCCUGUCCAUAGUGACAGGCAUGGUGUUCGUGUUGGACACGUGUCUGUCGAACAGGCGGAACGAUAAGGAGUCGCACCUGUUGCCGAAGAACACUCGGUACGGCGACAUUGCGCGCACUAGGGCCGCCGUCGACGGUGCAAUGCAUGCCAACGGGACGAACGGAGUGCACGCAAACGGGACGAACGGAGUGCACGCAAACGGGACGAACGGAGUGCACGCAAACGGCAUGAACGGAGUGCACGCAAACGGCAUGAACGGCGUGCACGUCAAUGGGAUAAACGGCGUGCUGAAGCGGGAGACGGCAGUGGAGAACAAGCAGAAAAACGGCUUGCUUCGGACGGCCGCCAACGGUCGGACGGUGGAGACAAAGAACGAGAGCGUUCAGACGACCACGAGCAGGGAUCGUGGACGACCGGACGAAGAUGGCGACGACGUCGACGGGGUGUCCGCACAUCAGUACGGUCGUAGGUAUUUGGACGACCGCGGGUUCGACGUGAGUCACGGACAUAGACACACCGAGUGGUACGACACGGACAUGGACCUGCCAAAGAUGAAGAAACUCGAAAUCAACGUGCCGGCCGAGGAGUCUCCGGAUUACCGUCGCAGAUUUGUAAACGUUAAGAGCGGUAUUAAACUACAAUCACCAAGCAUUACUAGCACUGUGCACAAUCAACAGGAAAGUCCGAAGGAAGAAAAUGAGCAUGAAGUGAAAAAUGCCAGAGUACCGUAUGUUUUUUCAGAAAAAAAGAGACCAACUAGACCUACUGAUCUACCCUUGAAAUCACCUGUGGAGAGAGUGAAUGAUUCAUUACAAAAAUCGGUUAAAAGUCGAUUUUACUUUGGGGCGAACACUGAAGAGCCUAAAUCGCCAAAUGAUCCUGGCUACGUGCUGCACACUGUAUCCAGGUGGGAAGAACAACCUGCAGCAGCCGUGCCACAAAAUGGAUACAAGAACUUUAAAAGAAGUCAAGUAUAGGAUCUUUGGGAGAAUUUUCUUCUUCAAGUACGUGUUGGGUUGGAUCAAAUGAUUCCUUAUCGUAUUCUUUAGUACCCAAAAUAUUUGUACCUUUAAUUC